AUGUGCCUUGCAACAUUAACAAUCUCUAAUGACAAUGGCCGAGACUCACCACCAGAACCAGCGCCACCUGAAGUUCCGCCACGUGGUCCUUCUUUACUAGCGACUCAUACAAUUCGCGCCGUGCAGAACAGAAAUGGAUGUGCAGGAAAUACUAACUUUGCAUCGGAUGACGCUCAAUCUGAAGCUUAUUCGGAUACAUUUGGUGAUACGAGUAUGAAGCAUUAA
Molecule: messenger RNA, 225 nt
Organism: Cotesia congregata
Lineage: Eukaryota; Metazoa; Arthropoda; Insecta; Hymenoptera; Braconidae
Source: the annotation of a GenBank genome assembly